AUACUUCCGACUUUCUCGAGAGCGAGCCGGAAACGAAACCAAGUGCUCCCAGGCGCAGGUCCAAACAGCUAGCGCUUCCCAGUGAGCGAUCCCUCCCCAGAUUUCAAAAAUCAAAUGCCACGAAAAAGAAAGUCACCACAAAAGAAAAAGUCUCCAAAAAGAAGCUGGUGAUCGCCGAGAUGGACAAAACCGUCGGAGGGACGCCAAAGAAAAGCCCAAAAAGAACGGUCGCACCACCAACGCCAUUGUCAAAGCAGAAGCCGGCCCCGAAACGAAGACCUUCGUGCGGUCGCUCCGCUUCACAUGCGGCGAGCCCGUCGGUUCGCCCGCUCCCGAAAGUCACUCUGACGGUCUACCCGGCUUCUUCGAGGUCACCGUCCCCAGCGCCACAAUGCUCAAUUCGAGAGACUCGUAGCGAGACACCGGUAGUCCCCGACGAGCUUGGAUCCCAGAUCGAGCCGCUUCGCUCGGAGACGCACCGGUCCUCCUCCAUGGAAUCCCAUGGCAGCGAAAGAGAAAGCACUGCGUCAGCAAGCAACAGCACCGCCGUGGCUUCCGGUCAGCAACCCGGAGCAGUCACAUCCUCCUUCGAGCGGGCCAUGCAUUGCAUUCGCGUCCCCAUGCGCAUGUCACAAAGCGCCUACGACGAAAACAUCCUCCGCGGUCUAUGGUAUGGCCACUGCUACGCCGCCGAUUUCCUCGCCGUCUCCCCGCACAUUCGCCAAGCUGCCUUAUUGUGGUACCGCUACGUUCAAGCUCACUACCCCGAGCUGAACCAAGACGUAAGCGCCAUUGCCGGCGAGACGGACCCGGCUUUUUGGAACGAUACGGACCAAAUCGACCUGUGCCAUAGGUUGCUCAAAGUGGAUCCGAUUGCACAGCCGGACGAUAUGAAAGAGAUGAACGCGGUGCAGUCGGCGCUGCUGCAUAGGUCAAUGCAGCCGUAUCGGGAUUCCCACGCGCCGCUGGACAUCCCGACGGUGUAUGCGGUCAGCAGCGCGAUGAUUACGAGCGGGCAGGCGUCGCCGUUCUUGGGUUGGGCGUCGUCGCCUCCGCAUCGCGCUGAGCUUGGACACAUGGAGUUCGGCGGGACCCCUGCACUCCAACACCUCCAUCCAGAGAACAGGACGCACGGUUCUGACGCUACUACUACACCACGCAUCCGAGCGAGCAGCGCGACGCCCCCGCACGUGCGACGUGGUAUGUCCAACGACUCGCAGGAUCGUAGAGAGGUGACAUUUUCGGACAACUUGGAUCACUACUGGUUUGCCUUGGACAAUGUGCCUUAUUCUAGCCUCAACAUUUCGGAUCAUUAAUAGAAACUCAG
Molecule: messenger RNA, 1327 nt
Organism: Fimicolochytrium jonesii
Lineage: Eukaryota; Fungi; Chytridiomycota; Chytridiomycetes; Spizellomycetales; Powellomycetaceae
Exons: 2
Coding region: 180-1316 (378 amino acids)
Source: RefSeq, a predicted model, not a curated record